CGCCCGGAUCCCACCCUCUGCCCGCAGGACCCCGAACCCAAAUGAUCCUACAGCAGCCCCUGGAGCGAGGCCCCCCAGGUCGGGCCCAGCGCGACCCACGGGCCGCGUCGGGGGCGCCCCGAGGCCAGGACUUGAGCUCCCCUCUCCAAGGAGCUGUGCCCAUGAGCACCAAGCGGCGCCUGGAGGAGGAGCAGGAGCCCCUGCGCAAACAGUUCCUUUCUGAAGAGAACAUGGCCACCCACUUCUCUCGACUCAGCCUACACAAUGACCACCCUUACUGCAGCCCCCGCAUGGCUUUCCCAUCUCUGCCCCCACUAAGGAGCCCUUGCUCUGAGCUGCUUCUCUGGCGCUACCCUGGGAACCUGAUCCCCGAGGCACUCCGGCUGCUGAGGCUAGGGGAUGCCCCCACCUCCCACUACCCUGUGACCCAAGCUGGAGAGAUAAUGGAGCUCUGAGUGCUGGUGGGAAGAUCCCUGCCUAUCUUCCGUCUUCCCCAAACCGAGAAGACCAGCAUCCCCACUAAGGCACCAGCUGUCCUGCUUAUUCUCCGGACCAGGCCUCUGGGCCACAGGACCUACCCCCAACAGAGGAGGACACUGAACCCCACGGAGCCCUGGGCCGGGAGGGGCAGGAGGAACCGGAGCAUGGGAAGGGAGGCAUUCCCCUCCAGAGAACCGAAUAAAGAUUGCCGAGCAAC
Felis catus (domestic cat) is the source of this 697-nucleotide messenger RNA. It is a transcript of the gene HCFC1R1, whose product is annotated as host cell factor C1 regulator 1. NCBI's taxonomy places the organism in Eukaryota, Metazoa, Chordata, Mammalia, Carnivora, Felidae. The transcript is spliced from 4 exons. Bases 42 to 455 code for a protein of 137 amino acids. The record is from RefSeq and is a predicted model, not a curated record.